CAGACAUGUCGGGCCCGCGCGCCGGCUUCUACCGGCAGGAGCUGAACAAGACGGUGUGGGAGGUGCCGCAGCGGUUGCAGGGGCUGCGCCCGGUGGGCUCGGGCGCCUACGGUUCCGUCUGGGCAGGAAGAGAGGGGCAAUGUGUGCUGUGUGAGUGCCCUGCCCACACCCUGAUACCCCAGAGAUCUGGCAGUCCUUGCUAUAUUCACUUCUGGCACAGAAUCACCUUUUGGGAGUUCCUAGGGAGUGCCAAGCUCAAGAGACACCCAUCUCUCUCCCCUGCACCUAGUCUGCAUGGCCCCUGUGCAGCUCUGCCUAUGACGCACGGCUGUGCCAGCAGGUUGCGGUGAAGAAGCUGUCAAGACCCUUUCAGUCACCAGUGCACGCGCGGAGGACAUACCGAGAACUGCGGCUGCUCAAGCACCUCAAGCACGAGAAUGUCAUUGGACUGCUGGAUGUGUUCACACCGGGCACGUCCAUUGAGGACUUCAGCGAAGUGUACCUGGUGACCACUCUGAUGGGCGCCGACCUGAACAGCAUCGUCAAGUGCCAGGCACUGAGUGAUGAGCACGUCCAGUUCCUCGUGUACCAGCUGCUGCGUGGGCUGAAGUACAUCCACUCAGCGGGGAUCAUCCACCGGGUAGGUGCGGUCGGCUGGCUGACUGAGUGUGGGGCCAGGCCGCUGCAGAGCCAGGCUGGGCAACUCCUGAGCUCACACCUGCCUGCCCUGCAGGACCUGAAGCCCAGCAACGUGGCUGUGAAUGAGGACUGUGAGCUCAGGAUUCUGGACUUUGGGCUUGCACGCCAGGCUGACGAGGAGAUGACUGGCUAUGUGGCCACACGCUGGUACCGUGCACCUGAGAUCAUGCUCAACUGGAUGCACUACAACCAGACAGUGGACAUAUGGUCCGUGGGCUGCAUCAUGGCCGAGUUGCUCCAGGGUGUAGAAAAGCAGGUUCUGGGUGGUGCUCCUAAGAUCUGGGGGCCUGGGAAACGUCUCUGCCUGGCCAGUGGGCAUUUCCUGAGCCAGGCAGACAUUGACCAGCUGAAGCGCAUCAUGGAGGUGGUGGGCACACCCAGCCCUGAGGUUCUGGCAAAGAUAUCCUCGGAACAUGCCCGGACAUACAUCCAGUCCCUGCCCCCCAUGCCCCAGAAGGACCUCAGGAGCAUCUUCCACGGAGCCAACCCCCUGGCUGUGGACCUCCUGGGAAGGAUGCUGGUGCUGGACAGCGACCAGAGGAUCAGUGCAGCUGAGGCCCUGGCCCACGCCUACUUCAGCCAGUACCACGACCCAGAUGAUGAGCCUGAAGCUGAGCCUUAUGAGGAGAGCGAGGAGGCCAAGGAGCGCUCCAUGGCCGAGUGGAAGGAGCUCACCUACCAGGAAGUCCUCAGCUUUAAGCCCCGAGAACCACCGAAGCCGCCUGGCAACCUGGGCCCUGAGCAGUGAGCGGGGUGCUGCCCCUGGCACACGGACGCAAGGAGGGGCCUAGUCUGCCUGCGCCUUUCUCGGCCUGCCAGGUUCCCACACAGGGUGGCUCCCAACACCAUGAUGGCUGGCAGCCCUGGUCCCUGGCCUGGGACCUCUCGUCUGCACACCGCUCCUUAAGGGCAGUCCAUGUAUGCAUGUGAACUCAUGAAAGUGCGCACAUGUGCGAGCCGUGGGUGUCGGAGUCUGGGCCAGCGUCCUGGACUCCCUUGGUCCUCCCGCCCCCUUCCAGCUGCUGGGUCUCCCUGGGGGCCUCACCAUGGGGACUGGGAGGCCAUAGGGCUCCUCUUGGGGACCAUCUGUCUCCAGAUCACCUCAGCCCCAGAGAGCUGUCUCUGGGGUCGUGCAGAGACCCAAAGGGAGGGGUCUCAGUGGUCAGAGCUGCUCAGCCUGGAAGUGAGAGUUUCCCCUUGGAAAUGCUGAGACCCGAAGGUCUGACAGCUGGACAGGGUCUUCCUUGGGAAGUGGCGGGGCAGGGACAGCCACCAGGUGUCAAAUCAGAAAAUCAUCCUGGAGCCACGUGUUCCCUGGGCCACGUGUGGCAUGUGCACUACUGUGUACUCCUGCAUCUUCAUGGCCAGGCCUGUGCACACACGUGUGAAUCUGUGGGCACCCUGAGUGCCAGUGGUCAUGACCAGCUGGAGGCCCCAGUUGGGGUGGCUGUACUGUUGCUCCCCUCCCCCCAGUUCCUGACGCCAUGAGGGGGCUGAGAUCCUGCUGUGCACCAUGUGAGGAGCUUAGGUGGGCAAGGGACCUUCUUGGGUAUAGGGACUGCAGCAGGUCCUGAGGCAUAAGUACACAGAGUCAGUUGGGGAGCCAGCAGGCACAGGGGCUUCAUCCAGCCUUGAGGACACUAAGGGGGCAGCACACACGGAUCUGGACCUGGACCUGGACCUGGAUGUUGGCCCAGAGCUUAUGAAGAAGCCUCUGCCUGCUCUACCUCUGCCCUCUCUCUGGCUCUGCGUUGGCCCUCACCCUAGUGAGCUGUGGACAGCAUCCUGCCUGAGACAUGGGGGUGUGAGUCCUCCCCAUAGGGGUUUCUCGGUCAGGUGGUCAGGUGGUGACCGCCUACCUUGCAUGACUCAAGGAGUUCCGAAUGUUAAGUGCCUGCACCAGGUUUUUGCAAUAAAGGGGGUUCCCUCUUGCUCA
This is a messenger RNA of Manis pentadactyla (Chinese pangolin), 2635 nucleotides long. It is a transcript of the gene MAPK11, whose product is annotated as mitogen-activated protein kinase 11. Gene Ontology annotation, biological process: protein phosphorylation; intracellular signal transduction. The transcript is spliced from 12 exons. Lineage: Eukaryota; Metazoa; Chordata; Mammalia; Pholidota; Manidae. The record is from RefSeq and is a predicted model, not a curated record. The coding region runs from base 518 to 1447 and encodes 309 amino acids. Gene Ontology annotation, molecular function: MAP kinase activity; ATP binding. Gene Ontology annotation, cellular component: nucleus; cytoplasm.